AUGAUGACAAUUCAGGCCUCCAAGUUCACUCCAGAGGUUCUGCUCUCUGCCCCGCGCAGGUCUCCUGGCAUUCCCAACCCCGCCGGCACCAAGGUGCUGUACACCGUUUCGGCCUACUCUUUCGACUCCCACCGCAAGACGUCUCAGACCCGAGUUCUCGACGUCGAGAGCGGCCACUCCGCCCUUCUCUACGAGGAAGCUUCUUACGGGGAUGCGACAUGGAUAUCAGACCGGGAGAUUCUUCUUCUGAGGACUGGUGAUAAGGGAACCACUAGUCUUUUGCUGGGAGACAUUACCAAACCAUCAGUAGUGACCGAAAUUCGCCAUUUCGAAGGUAGCCUGUCAAGCCUCAAAGUAAAACGACUGUCGGACGAUGAAGUCGCCAUCGCCGUGUGUGUCUUGACAACCCCCGAGGGCUCCAUGUAUAAUCCCGCCGCCGAGAAGAAGCAACACACAACCGGGAAGAUCUACUCGAGCUUAUUUGUCAGACACUGGGACACCUGGAUUUCCGAAAACCAGAACUCCAUCUGGUAUGGUCUUCUCCGGAAGGAUGACAAGACGUACAAACUGGAGCAUCCGGGCUUGGUCAACGCUCUCGAGGGAUCGAAGCUGCAGUCCCCGGUCCCCCCAUUUGGCGGCGCAGGUGACUUUGACAUCGGCAAGAAUGGCAUUGUGUUUGUUGCACGGGACCCCGAGAUCUCCCCCGCAAUAUACACGAAAACGGACCUAUACUUCGUUCCUUUGAAGGCUUUCACGGAGACAAAGCCGCCAGUGCCGCAGCUUGUUAAGACAAGCAAGUUGCGCGGAUACUCGGCAGCGCCCGUUUUCUCCAGGGAUGGGGAGAAGGUUGUUUUCACCCGGAUGAAGAGUGAUCAGUACGAGACGGACAAGCCAAGGCUGAUGCUGGUCCCAAACGUUUUCGAUCUUGCAAGCGUGCAAGAGUUCUACCAGACGGACGACGGUGCUGGCGGGUGGGACGCACGACCCGAGUGGAUUACUUGGAGCAAGGACGAUUCGGAGCUCUACGUCUCUGCAGAAGAGCACGGUCGAGCAAAGCUUUGGAAGCUCCCCUCAUCACCGCACGAGGCGAUAGACUUGCCAGCAGCGGUCUAUGAGGAGGGGUCUGUCAUUGAAGCAAAACUCCUAGGGGACGAUGGAGAUAAGCUUUUCCUCAGCACAUCAUCCCGAGUUGAAAACUCGGCUUACUGGGUUCUAGACCCGGCCAGCAAGAAGACGGAUCUUGUCUCGUCGAGUUCGAAGCAUGGCAAGUCUUUCGGUCUUUCCAGUUCCCAGUGCGACGAGUUCUGGUUCAAGGGAGCAGAGGGAUACGACGUACAUGCCCUGGUGGUGAAACCCUCGGACUUUGACGAGAACAAGAAGUACCCUCUUGCUUUCCUUAUCCACGGAGGACCGCAGGCCGCGUGGAUGGACAGCUGGAGCACCCGAUGGAACCCGGCCAUCUUCGCGGAGCAGGGCUACAUUGCAGUCAUGCCUAACCCGACGGGAAGCACUGGCUACGGACAGCAGCAUACCGACAACAUACAGAACGAGUGGGGUGGCCGCCCGUACGUCGACCUGGUCAAGUGUUUUGACCACAUUGAGAAGAACAUCCCCUACAUUGACUCAGGCAACGCUGUCGCUCUGGGCGCUUCCUAUGGAGGCUACAUGAUCAACUGGAUCCAAGGUCACGAGCUUGGAAGGAAGUUCAAGGCAUUGGUGUGCCAUGAUGGCGUGUUUUCGACGCUCAACCAGUGGUCCACUGAGGAGCUCUUCUUCCCUCUGCAUGACUUCGGCGGCCCUCUCUGGGAGAACCGCGAGGGCUACGAGAAAUGGGAUCCUGCCCACCAUCUUGAUCAGUGGUCGACACCUCAGUUGGUCAUUCACAACGAGCUGGACUACAGGUUGCCCAUCUCGGAAGGUCUGGCCAUGUUCAAUGUUCUGCAAGCCCGUGGGGUGCCCAGCAAACUGUUGAUGUUCCCCGAUGAAAACCAUAUAAAAAGAAACACCGAUACAUAUAUACGCACAAUGACGCCCCCGCCGCUCCUAUACCAUGCCCUCCUCCGCCCCGUAGUCCUCCAGAUUCUGCGCACGACGGGCUACCACGCUUCACGCCCCGUUGUCCUCGACGCCUUGACGGAGCUCGCGGCGCGCUACAUGUACGCGCUGUGCCAGGCGACGGCGCGCCACGCCGCCGACAACAACCCAGAAGGCGAGGCCCCCGGCAUAGUCGAUGUGCGCAUGGCGCUGCAGGAGCUCGGUGCGGUGCCUCCGGACGACGUGCUCGCCGACGGCAGGGGCGCGAUCCUGGGCGAGAUCAUGGACUCGAUCGAACGAGGCGUCAGGAGUGGAGAAGCAGCGACAAUGGGAGACGAACCUGACGGCGAGGAGGAUCUCGCGAUGACGACGGCGCUUGCCGAGGUCGCGCGGGAGAGGGAGAGGGUUGAGGAUACCAGGGGCGUGGAGGAGUUCACCAAGUGGUUCUCUGGACCACGGAACAAAUCCAUCCGGGAGGCGGCGGUCGGCGACGGAGAGCUGGAGAUGGGCGAUUACUUGAACGGUUCGUUUAUCCCACUCCCGACAACCCUCCUUGCUGGACCCUAUUUGACUGAGGCACUCGUUCUGAAGAAGAAACACAGCAAGACCGGCGAAGACUCCAAAUACCACGGCACGAUCAUCGGGAAAGGCAACGACGUCGGCGAGGUCCAGGUCGAGGGCGGCGACCUGCCAAGCAUCCACACCUGGCGAACCAAGAUGCAGGGGCCCCUAUCGGGCAGUGCGCCAUCGGCGACAUCGCCGCGCAUCAAGGAAGAGUCAAGGCCACCGAGCUCCGGGCUGAGCUCCGUCGGCGACAGGCUGGGCGACGACCGGGACGGCAUGGACUUGUCGUAG
This is a messenger RNA of Colletotrichum higginsianum IMI 349063, 2889 nucleotides long. Its product is annotated as Prolyl oligopeptidase. The record is from RefSeq and is a predicted model, not a curated record. The coding region runs from base 1 to 2889 and encodes 962 amino acids. Gene Ontology annotation, biological process: proteolysis. The transcript has 7 exons. Gene Ontology annotation, molecular function: protein heterodimerization activity; serine-type endopeptidase activity. Lineage: Eukaryota; Fungi; Ascomycota; Sordariomycetes; Glomerellales; Glomerellaceae.